AUGAAUUCCAGCGACGUAGAAUCUGAGAAACAAAUGGCGAGAACCCACACUCUUUCGGGGAUUGUUCAGAUCGCUCUUGCCUUCGUAACGGUGUUCUGUCCUUUGGUUCUCAUAGCAACUCUGCUUUGUCUCUUCGUCACACUCCCGAUCUGGACGAUACAGAAUACACCCCAGGAGAACGCAAAUCUUCCCAUGGAGCCUCUGGAUGAUUCAUUUCUCACAACAAAGAUCUUCAGUCACCACGUGACGCUCACUAGUUCCUUUGCCUCCAACGUGGCUCAACUUGCUGCUUCGCCGUUUCUACUACUUUUCUCGUUCCUUGUCGCGCUCGAGCUAUCAAACCGACAUGAUUCCCUGGAUCAAGAUACGACGAAACUUUUACGAGGCGAUCGGAAGGUUUUGUUCAAUUGGACUAUACUUCGGUUAUGGCCUGUCCGGAAAACAAGGAUCACGAAUGCAACGAGAAUAGCUGGCGUAGGUGCUUUGAUAUCUAUCGCUCUUACGUACCUGACAACAGCAGACAAAGUAUUGCAAGCAACUAUAGGCCCGACAGUGCAGCGCGUUUAUGUCGAUCUUGGACUUCCUUACUACACUGGUAGCUUCAAGAUCAAUGAAACGACAUGCCCACCCCAGGAAACGAUACCCGACGUAUAUGCUGAAAUCGCUCUACCUCCUUGCUCGAUCGAUAACCAGACAAGUCCUUGGACAAUUUGGCAAGCGCCUACGGCGUAUCGAGUUCUUGCGGCAGGGUUGCUGAACCAAACCGGCGACUACAACAAAGAGGACUUCAACGCUUUGUGGAACGCUAGUGACUCGGGCACAUUCGAUUUUACGCAACUCGUUACGCACAUCGACCGCGUGACACGCGAUCAGCAUGUCCAUUAUUUCGAUCCUAUGUCGGCACAAGAAGACAGUUACAGCCAAAAGCCCAGGAAAACGGACAUCGUGAGCGGAGAUUACGACAGACUUGGUCUCGACUAUAUCGCGAACACAACCUCCAUUGUGACCAAGUGCCGUCCUGUUACUCAAGAAUGUGGGUUGCGUAGCAGCACAGAAGAUGAUUCUUCAGUACCAUACCACUGCUCAGAUUCAUUGAACGGCGACUUGAAUGAGAUACCGGCGAACGGUUUAGAGCGGCUCAAAGGUUGGAACACCACAUUCUACGACGGUAACAGCGGGGACCCACGAAGUGUCUCCAUCGCAUCUCAGCUGAAUCCUUUCAGCUAUAACGUCACAGUCAUCGUGGACAGUAUCAACAUUGGUGGUCUUGAACACUUCAACGAUCCACAGGUACCCAAAGGAAUUGUUGUCGGGGUGAGUGACGGCCGCGUAGGCUUUGCACUCUCGUGCACUUCAACCGUCUACGACGUCACAUACUCACUCGUCGAUGGCAAUGUUUACACUUUCAACACGACUCGAGCCGAACCACGCACCGCAGCCAUCGUCAAAGCGCCACUGCAAGCCGGCUUUGGUAGUUAUGCACUCUACGAGAAAGCUGCGAUGUCCGUGUUACUUACCAAUUUGACGGUUAUGGAUGCGAUGGAACUAGCGUUCAGCCAAACCUUUUUGGCGCUUGCAGCUGGUGUUUACAGCCCAGCCCCGAAUCUUGAGGAGCGAUAUCGCUAUGAUCUCGAGCUGACGAAGAUUGCUAAAGGUCCAUUUUACUUCUUGGUAGUUUGCAUGUUUUUUUACGCGUUUGUCGUUCUGGUCUUCGCAGUGAUUGCGCUCAGCAUCUUCUGGAGGAGCGAUGUGGGAGAAUGGCAGGCUCGAUUGAUACCCGCUUCACCGUGGUUUCCUAACCUCCCUCGUGCGGAGGGAGGGAUUUUGAAUCGUUCCUAUCUCUGGUACUGCCGGAGCCGUGAGUGGUUCCAAUAG
Messenger RNA from Alternaria rosae, 1875 nucleotides. RefSeq lists its product as uncharacterized. The record is from RefSeq and is a predicted model, not a curated record. NCBI's taxonomy places the organism in Eukaryota, Fungi, Ascomycota, Dothideomycetes, Pleosporales, Pleosporaceae. Bases 1 to 1875 code for a protein of 624 amino acids. The transcript is spliced from 2 exons.